CUUUAAAAAGUCAGAUUGCAAUGUAUAUGCUCCACAUAACCAGAUAGUGAGUUACCAUAUUGCUUACGUCUAUCCUGCUUUAGUCAGAUCUGCAAACACAGAGGGGCGUGGCUGGAGGUUGUUUUUGAACUAGGCAAUGGUGUUGUAUGAACGGCAGGAUUGGUAGGUAGGAAAUAGGUUUAGAACAUGAACAUCCUCAAUGCACACCACAAACACAAAUGCGCCAAUCGAUAUACUAAAUAAAACAAUGUAACUUUUUGAGGCUGCUUACGCCAUAUGUCUGGUUCACUCAUGUGGAAUAAAUUAGUCUGCUGUAGCCCCAUAUGCUGAUGCUUGCGUCCUGCAUCAGCUACGUCAUUUUCCUUUCAGCAGUAUAAAAGCAACGGAGUUGGUAUUGUCCUAGUUUGUGAUCUGUUAUUGUUGUUCAGAAGUCGAGAAUGGUGCAGCUAUCUAAAUCUGGAAUGAGAGAGAGUCUUGAAUUGAAGGCUGGCCAUCCUCCAGCAGGUAUAAUGUUGAUUAAUUCAUACUAAUUCGCAAUUGUCACUGAACUGUGCAUAUUUUCUUUGUAAAAAAUUGUUCUUUGCUUUUUUAAGAAAAUAAGUGUGGUUUACAUUCAGUGUAUUUACCAUAUAGGCCUACUCUUCUCGUUGAAUUUAUUUGUCUUCGUCCCGUGCAAACAUUGUUACGGUUCUGCUACAAACCUUAAGUGCGUAGGUGGUAAACUAAUAAAACAUUUAAACGUAUAACGAUUGCAUGCAGUAGUUGGCCUAAAUGCUCUCAUUGCUACUUUUAAUUGUAUUUAUCGUUACAAUGCGUUAUGAAACAUGAAUCAGUGUAUAGCAUAGCCUAUUGUUCAACUGUGGUACAUUCUGUGCUCGAGGGACAGGAUGGCCAGCUCUGAAGUUCAGUUCAUACAGUUAAGUGAAUAUUUCCCAUGCAGGUUCUUGCUUCUACAUAUGGUUUUGUUGCUUCUACAUAUGGUUUUGAGUCAUAAUCAUAGUCACAAUCAAACUGUUUAUUAAAAUGCUAAUUAACGGCAUUUGUGCGAUGCCCCCCUUUCUUAAUCUAUGCAGAAUGCCUAUUGACAGUGUUGGGGAAGCUACAAGCUACCAGUUACUUCACACUGGAAGAAGUUAAAUUACACUAAAGCUACCCUUAAAGCUGCACUUUGCAGAAAUCACUCCGCCAUUUCCUGGUUGCAAAAAUUCUAAUAGUUCGCCUAAUUUAAGUUUGUGACAAAACAAGCAAGUAUAGUAUAGAGAAUCAUUGUACCAUCUCAACAGCUGUGAAAUAUAUUUUCCACAAAGUAAAAGAUGCAAAAACAAAACUUUAAAACGGAAAGCAUAGAAAUAGCGCACAUACAACAUCUCCUGCUUCUUAGACCAGGUGUCAAUGAGAAUGACAGAUCUAUAACUCACAGUUCUAUGUUAACUUUUUGGGCGACCCAACACAAUUAUGUUGUAUGUAGCUUAAAGAAAAAGUAGUUCACUACAUCCAAACUACAACAAAAAUUGUCAGACUUCAAAUUGCAAGAACAGAUCACUCUAGAGUCAGAUGUUAACAGAAUGUGUAAUUUAGCCUAUUAAACACAAAGUGAAAAUUAGGCAGGUCUGAUGCUGAAAAAGAAGGGAAAUUCUUGCCUACUAAACCCAUAUUUUAUUUUUGCUAAAGAAAGUGUAGUUCCAGUAGUUGGCUACACCACUACAUGGCAAAAAAGUAAUUAACUACUAAAAACACUACCUAUGCUGAACAUUACUCCACAAUACUAACCUAAUUGACAGAGUGAAAAUAAGGAUGUCUGUACAGAAUAAAAGUAUGCAUACUGUUUCCAAUAAGGCAAUAAAGUAAAACUGCAACAAAUAUGGCAAAGAAAUUAACUUUGUCAUGAAUACAAAGUGUUAUGUUUGAAUCAAUUUAAUCCAUUUUGAAUUCCGUCUAACACAAUGUGGAAUAAGUCAAGUGGUAUGAAUACUUUCUGAAGGCACUGUAGUUCACUGCCUGUUGAAUACACUUAUGGUGUGACAUGAUGUCCCAGAAAAGAAGUUCUGGGGCCAUACAUAUCAAGUGUAUCAGCGUAGGAGUGCUUUAGCAUCAGCUUUGCCCUACUCUGAGAUGCGCUUACAUACAGCCCCUGAAAGGGACUCUUGCAGUAAAAAUUCUACUUUCUCUGAUCAGAGCUGCACAUUGUUUGGCUAUAUGCUUGAAAAUCAAAGUGCUUGUUGCUUUGACAGGAUGUGUGUAAAGUAGAUUGAUUAAAGCUGCAUAUAGCAAGCAACUGAGAAAUUAAAAAGCAGCCACUGAUGAACCGUAUUCACUGCCAGUGCCAUCUCUUGAUCAGUCUACCAACUUUCUUCUUCCAACACUGAUACUCUCAUAAUCUACUUAUAUAUUGGCAAAGUAAACCAACUGGUAUUAAAACAUUCACAGAUUAGUCUUACAGUAACUCUGAAUAGUUUGAACUCCGUUCUGAUCAAGUGCAGAGGAUCUUGUAUAACUUUCCAAAUAGCAUUUAAUGCUGGAUUGGCAAAGAAUGAGAAUGUUAACUAGUUAUUUUAAACGGUUCCACUCUGGCUCCACAGUGAAGGCUGGGGGGAAACGAGUGGCCAAGAAGAGCUAUGAGGAGAGUCAUGCCACCCACCAUGUGAACCCAGAGAGGGAACAGAAGGUUCCCAAACCCAGGUACAGUACAGUUCAGGUAGUCCCUCCCUGUUUGUCUGUUUUCUUCCAUUAGGUCCUUAAUGAAUACGACCCAAUAAUCGUCUCGCUGAUUGAUGGAGCUUGGAUGAUUUUAUUUUUUUACAUUGAGAGAACAUCAAGAAAACACUUAACUGUAAUGUUGAGUUUGUCGUUAAACAUGUAAUACUGUUCUAGAUCUGCAGCCACCUCCAGCCGAAUGCAGCUAGUCAGUGUCUUGAUGUCAGGAACACUUGACAAGGUAAGGAUAUCUGACUUAAAAGAAUGGCUGCUUCAGUGUCCCACAAGGGUUUGCCAAGAAACCGGUUUAGCUGUAAACUACAAAAUCACUUGGCUUCAUUUGUAAUGAUUAUGCAAGUAAACACUUUACUAAUAGCCUACCUACUACAGAUUGGCAUAGUCAAAUAGUUUAUUCCAGAUUGCUUGGUAAGCCAUGAUUUUAUAAAAUAUGAUUUCUUAAUUGUUUCAGUUGGGACAUGACUUCCCAGAGACCCCAGUAAGUGUGAAACACAGCAGACUCAGACCUGCUUUGGAGAAGGCACACUCGCCAGCUUUCAAGUCUAGCUUCUGCAUCCAGCAACCGAAAAAGUUCUGAAGCAAAAUGUGUUGAAGUUGCCUGAGAGAAACAUGUGAAGUCAACUGUGUAAGACCAGCAGGAAGUGUUAGUUGCAUGCAUGAGAGGACCAACAUGAGAUGUCAGAAAAGACUUGAAUGUUUAACGUUAUUAAUUAAUGUAGAAUCAAUUCAGCUACUUUGAAUUGGUUGCAAUUUGUGACUGCUUCUUUUAGGUGAACUUUGUGGGGAUAUGGGUGGAUUUCUGCUUACUAUGAACCAGCAUUUACUGUGCCUUUUUAUUAAUGUGUAUGCGACCCUGUAACCAUAAGUGAACUAAAAGCGCACAUGGUGGGGAUUUUGAAAUUAGUUUGUUGCAUAAGAGGGUAUAAGCUGGAUGACUUGACUGUUUCGUCAGUGUCUGUUUUCAUAGUGAUAAGCUUAGCGUUUGUUGAUGGCUUGAAUAAAAAAA
Messenger RNA from Coregonus sp. 'balchen', 3718 nucleotides. NCBI's taxonomy places the organism in Eukaryota, Metazoa, Chordata, Actinopteri, Salmoniformes, Salmonidae. The record is from the annotation of a GenBank genome assembly.